Molecule: messenger RNA, 5931 nt
Organism: Linum trigynum
Lineage: Eukaryota; Viridiplantae; Streptophyta; Magnoliopsida; Malpighiales; Linaceae
Source: the annotation of a GenBank genome assembly
AUUUCGAAACUUGUUCUUAAAGUUUCCCAAAACUAAAUAUGUUAUUUCAACACCUGCAGUUGCAAUCGAUAAAAUCAAUUACUUUGAGAAGCAAGUAAACCAAUGGAUAUGAUAGAAUGGAGGGAAUAAGGAUAACCCGUAAUCAGGUUCAAUUGUUAGAUUUUCAAAAUAAUUGGGAGAAGGAAUAUUAUUUUUACUAUUAAACUAGUGUUUAAAAUACAAUAACAAAUGAGUUGUGGUCUAAUGAAAAACAUGUUUACUAAUAAUCUUAGUAUCCUAAUUUAAAUCACCUAGUCUACCACUUAUAUUUUUUUAUCCACGCGAAAACUACUACCGGGAAUUGGAUAAUCGUUAUCCCAAAAAUUAGGGGUGUCCCAUGACCCGACACCCCCAAUACCCCCUGGCUCUGCCACUGCGUUAAGGUGACCAAAGGAGAAGCGAGGUUGAAUAACGCUUUGUAAUAAUCUAAGGAACAUGACAGGUAUAGGAAUCACUGAAGGUACUAAAGACAGCGGAGUAUAUGCACAAAAGGGUCCCAAUAACUUGAACCCAAUUUUUAUUUGUGAAAUUAGGAUGAACUUAAAGAUAAAGAGGUAUAUCAUCAUCGUUUCUGUUGAAAUUUCUUUUAUGGAUAAGUGAUUGUAUAAAAGCGCAGAUAUGUGCCCAGAAAGUUUUGGAUCGGAUUCGAUCUUUAGCAGCCGCUACUUAUGCGUUACCUUUUUGAUGGUCACUGAGAGGACUAUAAAACUCGCAUUAAAUACUCUCAGGAUUUGCCGGAUAUCUACGAAGAUUAAACUUUGUUGAAGACGGAUUUUUCAACAAAUUACUCACCACUUUUCAAAUACAAAAUAUUUAAGAAAGCUGGCAUGCCCCAACCCAAUGCAACAGGAAUGAGUUUCUUAGUUACGAAGAUAGAUGAAAAAUUCAUCCCCAACCCUAGCUAGUUAGCAAUAGCACGGUAUCUGUUUGGAGUUAUAAAGGCGGUUGGUGUGGAUCGGUGUGCAUAUGUAUUUUCUAGUUGAUAAAACUGAUGAGAGUUGAUUGUGAUGGACCAAAAGCACAUGCUAGACCGUGGACUGGACCAAUCAUCCGACAACGUUUAGGUGCUGAGAAUGCAGAGGAAUGGACAAAUUCGGUAUCGAGGACGGUCGCAGAUGCAAUCCAAUCUCUUGUCUCAUCCUUUCUAAUGAAAUAUUGAUAGUGAAUGCUAUUUUUCUUAUACAUAUAUAUCAUGUACAUUUUGUGGCGCGCUUUGUUGUGGCUUCUUAUAAAAUUAGAAGUAUAGUUUGCUAAUUCGUAUUUAAUUUUUAUCGUGUUAUUAGCAGCAAUAUAAUAGAAAUUUUUCUAAUAGAAUUUAAAUAGUCAGAUGAUUUUAGUUGUAUGUAAUGAUUUAACCACGAUUGAACUACCAUUGUACCGUAUUGGCGGUCCAAUAGAAAAACUCACAACAGAAUCUAAAUCGGUAAGUGAUUUUGGCUGUAUAAAAUUAUUUAACCACGGCUGAACUAUGAUUUUAGCACAAAAUUAUCUAAUGCUAACUUUUCCGGUACGACUUUCGGUGUGGUUCUACAAUUUUUGGUUUUUUCUUAACAUGCAUCGAGGCUCGGGUUUGAGCAACGUGUCAAGCCUGAUUCAACUGCGAUUUUAGUCCAAACUACCCUAAUAAUAAAUUUACCGGUAAUGACCUUCGGUAUGAUUUUACAUAUUUUUUUCUAAACAUGCAUCGAGGCUCGGGUUCAAUCUAAUUUAACCAUGAUUGAAGUAAGAUUUUAGCAGAAAAUACCCCAAAAUUAACUUUAUCGGUACGACCUUGGUAUGAUUUUACAAAAAAAAAAUUCCUGAACAUAAAUCGAGGCUCGGGUUGGAACAACGUGUCGAGCUUGAUUUUAACCACGGAUGAACUACAAUUUUAGUACAAAAUAUUAUAAUGCUAACUUUUUCGGUACGAACUUUAGGUUAUUGUUUUACAAUUUUUAGUUUUUUUGAACAUAAAUCGAGGCUCGGUUUGGAGCAACAUGUCAAGCCUGAUUUAACUACUGUUGAGUUAUAAUUUUAGCACAAAAUACACUAAUGCUAACUUUUCCGGUAUGACCUUCGAUAUGAUUUUACAAUUUUUUAUUUUUGUUAACAUAAAUCGAUAUUCUGGUUGGAGUAACGAACGACAUUUUCCCACUUUUUGUUGUGUAAGUAAGAGGGGGAAAUUACAGGAACUCAUUUUAAUAAAACUCAAACUCUCAUCAUGGUUUUCCAAAAUCAUAAAUAAAAAAUAAUAAUUAGCAAUAGACCAAUCAAAGAAUGACUGUGAGCAGCUCAACCAAACCACCCACAUUUUGUUGUUGUGAGGGAGAUUAAAUGCUUGAUAUCUUUGCCAUGACAGGUUAGUAUUGAGCAUAUUUUUAGGGAAGCAAACUUUGUAGUUGACUAUCUAGCUUCCCUCGGUCACACUUUUUCUUUGGGAGACCAUUCGUUUCCGACUCCAUGUUACCUCAUGAAUUACUGGCUGUACUUUGAUUUGAUUGGGGUGACAACUCCUCGUUUUAUUAAUAGAUAAGGGUUGGGGCGCCCAUGAAGCGCUCCGAUUUUAACAAAAAAAAUGACUAUGAGCAAAACAAAAACAACCAACCUGUCACAUUAAUAUAACUCUUAUGCAAUAGUACAUACCUUCUAACUUUUAUUAUAUUCAUGGAUAAGAGAUAGGAAUGACAAUGGACAGGUUUGGGGCGGGUUUCUUGGUACCCAGACCCAGGGGCGGACCCAGGGAGGUUUGGGGGUGUCCCCGGACACCCCUAAAUUUUGAAAAAACAAUUAUCCAACUUUCGGUGGUAAUUUACGUAUAGAAAAAAAUUAAAAUUAAUAGUCCGGGACACCCUAAAAUUUGAAAAAAAUCAUUAUACUACUCUCGUUUGUAGUUUGCGGAUGGGAAUAUAAGUGGUAGUUUAGGUAAUUCAAACCCGGGACACUACUACUAUUAAUAAAUAUAAUUUUCAUUAGGCUACAAAUUUUUUUGUGGUUCUAUUCUAAACACUUGUGUAAUAGCAAAAUUGUAGGAAACAUAAAUAUUGGGGUGGUUAGGGGAUUAGGCAGCCGAUUAGUGCCAAGUAGAUUAGUAGGGUAUCAUUAGAUUUUUGGGCUUAUUUUCCUAUAAAUAUGUAUUUGAGUCAUUACGUUGGAUUUGGUCAGAAAUCAAUAAUCAAACCCUAUUCAGUUUAUCCCUCUUCUUCUCCUAAUCCCUAAUUCCCAAUUCUAUUCUUCCUAUCUCAAUUUCCCAAUUAUUCUUCUCAAAACCCCUAAUUAUUUUUCUCAAUUUCUAAACCUCUUUCUAAUCUAUCUGGCUACGUUAAUCACAAGUUACCGCAGAAUCAUAGUUCCUUCAAAAACCCUAGUCUCUAUCUAUAAUUAUUUUCAAAACUUAACAAUUAAUCUAAUUACAAGCUACCCUUAAUUUAUGGGUGUACGACAAGUGUUGAAAGUGUCUUUUCAACUUUGAGUUACACCAAGAACAAAUUUAGAAGUCGAAUACGCAUUUGUUCGUGAAUGAUUGUCUAGUAGGAUAUACCGAGACAACUUUGUUGAGCAGUGUAGACACCAAGUGUAUUUUACAAUUUUUUCAGAAUAUGAAAAUACUUAUGAACUUUUUUUAACUUGUACGAGUUGGCUAUUUUCUUAUUCAAGAAUUAUUUAAUAUUUAUUAGUUAUUAUAUUUAUUAUUAUUUACUUUUUGAAAGAGGACACCCCUAUAUAAAAUUUCUGGGUCCGCCACUGCCCAGACCCGCCCCGUGGCAGGUCGGAUAAUUUAUUAUGGGUCGAGCAGGCCGACCUAAUGAGUAUACAAUUUAUAUGAAAAAUAUUAGAAAUAUUCGUUAUUUUUAUUAUAAGACCAAGAAAACAAACAAUAUUAUGAUAAAUGUAGUUAAAUUAUUUGAGAAAAUGAGGUUUUCACUCAUUUACAACUUUAGUAUAGCUAAAAUAUGAUGUAAUAAAAGGAAAAUUCAAAGUAAUUUGACUAAGAUUACAAGUAAUUUAGGCAAGAAUGGAUCAAGAAUGGGGCGGGUCAGGGCAGGUCGGGUCGAUGAGAGUACACAUGCCCGCCCUGCCCCGCCUACGGGACGGGUCGAACCCACACCAAAACAGACCAGACAGAUCGGGUAAAACGGAUCAGGUCGAAAUUGUCAUCCCUGAUAACAGAGUUGGUUACUCUGCUUGCAUAUACCAAAUGAAAUGGUUAAAACCUCGUACGUACCUUGAUGGUUAGAUUAAUCUUCUACAAAUAACUCGAGUUAUUGGUAUCAAUAAAUUUUUUGAUAUGGUGUGAGAGUGUGUAAUCAUCAAGAGGUAUUGUGUUCGACUUUUUCGUGAUACUGUUAUUAACAAUUGAUUUAAACAUAAAAUAUAUCAUGCUUAAGCAAACUUAAUGCUCACGAGCCGGGUUUCGCGUUUGAACUGACAUGUAAAAAUAACACCACUGUUAAUAACUGGUAUGCGAUCCAUACUUGAAUCUCUUCCAACAAUUCUAUCGCAACCGUAGAUAUAGUUUUUUUUUUUUUUUUUGGUAGGACCGUAGAUAUAGUUUUAGCGUUGAUCUUCAUAAAAAAAAAAAUUUGAAAUUUAGAUUAGACCUGCGGUUAAAAUAGAGAAUGUAGCUCAUUAACGUCUGGCAGGAAAUGCAUGCAGCACUGUCGAGUCUGGAUAUAACAAAAUCAAAAUGUAAAAAAAUAAUAAUAAUAAUAAUAAUAAUAAUGCACCGACGUUGGGCAAAGAAACAACCUGUCUGGUUCCUUCUGGGAAUUAAUUAAGCUCAUGGGAUCUGGUUCUGCACAAGUAAAAACUACAAGCCGUACAGAAAGCUCUUGUCAAACGCGCGUGAUCAAUGUUCUUCCGUGUCGGGUAUGAUCAUUUAUAAUGUGCUAAUCUGCAUCCAUCUUUCGUUAUGAACUUAUGAUCAACAUGGCGUCGGACAAUUACUCAGAGGUAAACAACGAUAUUAACGAGGCUGAGAGCCUGAGACAUGCCCGGUGGCGAAUCCAGGUUGUAAAACUAGGUGUGUCCGGUUAUUAAAAAAUAUAUAUAUAUAUAUUGAAAUAAUUAUUUAAUAAUUAAAAUUGAAUGGAAACUAGCGGACUAGAAAAGGGAGAACCCAGUAGCAGAGGCUUAUGUUUAGACUUCAUAGUUCUUGGACAAAAUUGAAUAGGAUAAUUGAGAAAAAAAGAAUACAAAUAGAGAUUUAUUUCAAUUGAAGAUUUCAUUUAUAGCGUAUAAAUUAAUUUUAUAUCAAUCAAAUAACAAAACUUGAGCUUCAUUGUAAUGGUAAAAAUACUUUUUAUACUAUAUUAAUGUGAUGAAUUUGAAUAUUUUAUCCUUUACAUAAAUAUAUAUAGGGAUGUAUUAAUUUUUUACUAAAACUUACCGGUGUCCUAGGACACAUCACAAACCCUACUCCCUCCGCCUAUGGACAUGUGGUAUGAUUUUUCCUCGCGAGUAAGUUUAAUUUUGUAAGGAGUCAUGGUUUUGUUCAAUGUGUAUCGAAUCUAUAGAAUAUGGUUGAAUUACGAAAAUUAGAUUGCUAUAUUUUGGUUUCGCUUGGCAUGAUUUCGAGAGUACUUCUACUAUGUUAUAAAGUAUUGGUGCUUUAAUAUACAGUUUGAAGUUGUACCAUAACGCUAAAUAUAUAAGUUCAGGUUGUACCAUUAAAGAAGUUGUACCAUCACAUAAAGGUAUAAAUUCAAGUUGUACUAUAAAAAUGUUUGUACAAAAUUGUAUAUGUACAAUUUUAAAAGUUGUACUAUAACUUUAAAGUUACAACUUGUAGUUGUACCAUAAAAACAAAAACCUAUAGCACCAAUGUUAUAUAGCGCUGUGAAAUUCCUCUUGUUACGAUUGAUAUUAGGAAGAACUUAUUGAUAUUCGAUAGGGUAAUAUACGCUAAAUUUUUUA